CGACAAGUGAGCUGUGCUUGUUGAUGCAGGAGUGUUUGCCCCCAUUAUCCGUCCAUCCAGGGCCCCCAUCCCCCAGCCCGAACGUCAUGGGCUAUUGAGCCCCGAGCAUCGAGUCCAGACCACAGCUUAUCGCCCAUCUCGACCCCAUCAGCCCCGGCCAUCUCCAACAUGCCCUCCGCCAACAAAGGCAAGGGCAAAGGUCGCGAGGCCCGGCCCUCCCGAAGCCGUAACACCACCCCCAGCUCCAGCUUCAGUGCCCCGACCGCUUCCGCCCCGCUCCACAGCUACCUCGACAACGAUGCCUCCAAGUUGAUGUUGCCCUCCACCGUGCAGUAUGGGGAACUCCUCGAGCGCAUGGGCGGGGUCGGCCCGAUCCCCGACUCCAAGUCCCUCGAAAUGCUGAUGGAACACCUAAAGACCCUCAGCCAGCUGGCCGAAACACGCGGGGAUGCAUGCAAUGCCGGGAUCCGGGAGCUGUCGCAGAAGCGCAAGGAAGUGGUGGACGAACCGGAAUCGGCCGACCGCGAGGGAAGCGACCGGGUCAAGAUGAAGCGCGAGGCCGACGACGAGGAAGAAGACAAGGUGAUGAAGGGGAAGCUGAAGAGACGAAAGGAACGGGGGAGCAGCUCAAAGGAGGAACGCCCACUCGCCCAUGGUGCCCACGAUCUUGCCCGACAGGACGGCGCCGAGACUAAGGUUGAAGGAGCCGCAUCGCCGGUGUCUAGAAAAUCGAAGAACGCGGUUUCCGACGAGAACUCCUCCCUCUCACCCCCAUUGCAAACGUCACCUCGGCCCGAUGCCGCAACCGAUGCCGCGGAAGAUGCAGGCUCCGGCGAUUCAGACGAUAGCUCCGAGUCGCAUCAGCCUGAGCCCGCGCCGGCGGUGCCCCAGGUGCAGGUGUUUGGUCCGAACCCGCUCAAGUUCGACGACCCGACGGUCUAUCACAUCCGAGAAGUCACACCGGGGAUGACGGACGAGGAGCGGAAGGUGAUCUACAGCGUCAACCGAUUUCCAUGGAGCGACCUCAGCCAUCUCAUGGCAGGCACGGCCCCGGAUCGCGACUUCAGCAACGCCAAACCCACCAAUCAAGUCGGCGCCAACACAUUCCUCGCCUACAUCGACCCCUACGUCCGACCUCUGACGGAAGAAGACAUCGCCUUCCUGAAAGAGAAGGUCAGUUCCGGCGGCCCAAUCCUGCAUGCUGCCGCUGAUGGAGCACAGGGCGAUCGCGCGACCCCUUUCAUCAUGCCCCGACGCGGCAAGAAGCAUUACAGCGAGGUUUGGGCCGAGGACGACGGACUAAUGAACGUCGACCAAACCAACGGCGACAAGGAGCGAUUACCCCUCAACCAAGGCCGAGGAAACAUCGACCAAAUAACAGACGAGACCCUAGAAACCGACAAGAUCUCCGUCGGCCCCCUUCACCGCCAACGGCUCCAUCAACGGAGACCCCACCGCCGCCUCCACCACCACCACCAACGGGCCCCCCUAAACAGCGACGCCAUGGAUAUCGACCACCCAGCGGGAGCCGGAGCCGGAGCGGGAGCGGGAGCCGGAGCAGGAGCAGGAGACACCGACCCGAACUCCAAGCCCCUCGCCUCCGCAACGGCCUUCCCCGACGCCUCCCCCAGCGGCUUCAAAGUCCCUGCGGCCAAACUCGACCACGCGCAGCUCGACGAGCGCCUGAAAGCCGAGCUCCGCCACGUGGGCUUCCUCGGUGCCGAAGACAACCCGGACUACGACGCGCACUACGACGACGACAUCGCGCAGCGUCUCCGUCUCCUCCAAAGCGAGCUGAAAAAGCAAAUGAUGAUCAACAGCGCCCGCAAGUGCCGUCUCCUCGAUAUCGCCCGCGAACGCAUGGCCUACCAGGAGUACAUGACCAUCCACGACGACCUCGACUCCCAGGUCCAGCAGGCCUAUUUGAAACGCACCCGCACCCUCGGCAAGAGCAAGAAGGGCUCCCAGGCGAAACACCGUCCCGGGGGCGCGGGCGGCGGCAGCCAUGUAGUCAGCGCGGCGGGCGUCGGCCGUCCUGCUAUCGGUGAUGUUGCGAGAACGCUCAUGGAUCGGCGCAAGCGUUGGCGCGAUUGUAUCGGUCCGGUGUUUAAGGACUGUAAGACUAGUGUUCCGGGGGCGAGUGAUACAGUCUUUGAUCCGGCGGUUAUGGCCGAGUAUGAGAAGGCGGAGUUGGAGGGCUGGGAUGAGGAGCAGGAGUGAUUGCAACCAUGAUCAUGAGAUUACCUCAACUGCUGAUACGAGAUCCGCUUACUUGAUUCGUGUACAUUUGCUUUCUUUCUUUCUUUUCCUUCUCUUUCUGCUUUUUGUUUUCCUCCUUCUUUUGAUUUUGUUCCUUUCUUUUGAUUUUUCUGUGUUCUUAGCGAUGAUCACCCUAUUGGAGCGGAUGGGAUGGGACAGGUUGGAUUGUACUGGUCGUAGAUCAUGAUUUGUGCUGACUACUGGUCUUUUCUCUCCCUGUGGAGUUAUGCGAAUGGCGAAUGGCGAAUGGCGUUCGUGGUGCGGUGCGUACACUACUCGUGGUUUAUGAUGACAGUUGGUGAUGACGAUGGUGUGGUGACUGUGGCUGAGCGUGACAGUGAACGAGACAGGGCGUUGUUUGGUUUAGUUAUUUUCCUUCCAUUUCUUUUUUUUUUUUGGCGAUAUGUGAAUGCAAGAAGAGAGACCUAUCUAUCUAUCUAUCCAUCUAUCUA
Messenger RNA from Aspergillus heteromorphus CBS 117.55, 2711 nucleotides. Its product is annotated as histone acetyltransferase NGG1. Gene Ontology annotation, biological process: regulation of transcription by RNA polymerase II. Gene Ontology annotation, cellular component: SAGA complex. The record is from RefSeq and is a predicted model, not a curated record. The coding region runs from base 169 to 2220 and encodes 683 amino acids. Gene Ontology annotation, molecular function: transcription coactivator activity. The transcript is spliced from 3 exons. NCBI's taxonomy places the organism in Eukaryota, Fungi, Ascomycota, Eurotiomycetes, Eurotiales, Aspergillaceae.